AUGACAUUUAGGAAUUUCUUACGGAAAAAUCGAACGCUCCUGCUGACUUUUAUUCCACCUAUCGUUCUUUUACCACUACCUCUCUCCGGACAGUCACAGGAAUUAAAAUGUGCAUACGGUCUACUUCUGAUGGCGUUCUACUGGACCACAGAAACGUUUCCGGUCCCUAUUACAGCCUCACUUCCGAUUGUUUUAUUCCCGAUGAUGGGUGUUAGUAAAGUGGGAGUCUUGUCGGCCAAAUAUUUCCAUCCAAUUUCAUUCGUCUUAGUUGGUGGGUUAUCUGUUGCUAUAGCGGUCGAGAAAUGGAACGUCCACAAACGUAUAGCAUUACGGUUGCUACUGAUAAUGGGCACCACACCAAAAUGGCUUAUGCUUGGCUUCAUGUUGACCACGUCCUUCUUGUCCAUGUGGAUCAGUAAUACUGCCACCACCUCCAUGAUGAUUCCAAUAGCCCAUGCUGUUCUUUCCGAGUUAAUGGUCAUGCGGAUGUCAAAUCGUCAAACGCAAAGUGAUCGUGAAAAUGAUAACAAGGAGAACAAUGAACAUACCAUUGAGGACUUACCAGUUAACAGCGAAACAAAAGUGAAUUUGAAUUUACCAGACGGCGUGGAAGCAGCUGAGAGUGCCGAGAUGGUCAACAUACAACUUUACCCAGAUGCAAACAAAAUGGAGAGAGAUAAUCUUGUUCCUAAGAAUAAGAAAAGGAAUGAAGAGGACGAUUUUGACUUUGAAAGUCUAGAUCCCGAUUCUCAGAAUCUCUGCAAGGCAAUGCUCAUGUCGAUAUGUUACGCAGCAAACUGUGGGGGUGUUGGUACUCUAACAGGGACGGGCCCUAACAUGGUUAUGAAAGGACAGGCAGACUUAAUGUCGGACGGGAAAUCGGGAGUAACGUUCACGUCUUGGUUUAUUUUCGCCUUUCCCGUUGCCCUUAUAAACGUGCUGAUUACCUGGCUGUGUCUACAGGUCGUCUUCUUCGGCAUUGGAAACCUGUUUAAAUCUGGUGAUGCCGCAGAAGGCGAGACGGUGAAGAAGAUAAUACGCAUCCAGUAUGAAUCAUUAGGAAAAAUGAGUUUUGCUGAAAAAGCUGUCAUAGUCCACUUUGUAAUCCUAGUACUCUGCUGGUUUACACUAAACCCAGAAUUUGUGCCAGGAUGGGGAUCGCUGUUCAAACCCGGAUACCUCAGUGACGCUGUCCCUGCCAUGUUAAUUGGUUGUCUUCUUUUCGUGUUUCCGAGCUCCAGGGAAGAACGGAAAGCCACAGACGAAACAUGUCGGACUCUGCUCGAUUGGAAAACAUUAAACCGGAAGUUACCUUGGGGCGUUGCCCUACUUCUUGGUGGGGGAUUUGCUCUUGCUCACGCAUGUAAGGAAUCUGGUCUGUCGCUGUGGCUAGCCCAACAGAUGGCGGUAAUGACUGCCAUCCCAGUUUGGGCAAUGGUUGCAAGCAUUUGUCUUAUCAUCUCACUGUGCACGGAAGUUACAACCAAUACCGCCGUGUGUACGAUCUUUAUGCCUAUCCUGGCGGAUUUGGCCAAGGGGAUCCAUGUACAUCCCAUCUAUAUUAUGCUUCCGGCAGCGGUUUCCAGUUCGUUUGCAUUCAUGUUACCCGUAGCCACACCACCUAACACCAUCGCCUUCUCAUACGGAUAUCUAAAAAUUAUCGACAUGGUAAAAGCCGGUUGGAUCCUUAACAUUUUGUGUGUGGCCAUUGUUACUGUCGCCAUUAACACUUGGGGUAUGGCCUAUUUCCGGUUGGACGUGUAUCCUGAUUGGGCUGUCAUACCGGAAGUAGAAUCGUCACAGAUUGUAAAUAAAACAAUAAUUGGUAUGGUCAAUCAAACGUCAUUAACUACGUCACCAGGCAACUUUAUCGCUAAUAUCACAUCUAUGUUUUAA
Messenger RNA from Ylistrum balloti, 1896 nucleotides. Its product is annotated as Na(+)/citrate cotransporter-like. Gene Ontology annotation, biological process: monoatomic anion transmembrane transport. Gene Ontology annotation, cellular component: membrane. The record is from RefSeq and is a predicted model, not a curated record. The transcript is spliced from 14 exons. The coding region runs from base 1 to 1896 and encodes 631 amino acids. NCBI's taxonomy places the organism in Eukaryota, Metazoa, Mollusca, Bivalvia, Pectinida, Pectinidae. Gene Ontology annotation, molecular function: transmembrane transporter activity.